Molecule: messenger RNA, 654 nt
Organism: Aspergillus thermomutatus
Lineage: Eukaryota; Fungi; Ascomycota; Eurotiomycetes; Eurotiales; Aspergillaceae
Product: DUF2470 domain-containing protein
Exons: 1
Coding region: 1-654 (217 amino acids)
Source: RefSeq, a predicted model, not a curated record
AUGGCAACCAACAAAUCCUUCAUAAUCAGCCACAUGAACACCAGCCAUGCCGACUCCCUCUCCCUCUACCUCCGAGUCUACUGCGGCGUCUCCGCCCCCGACGCCCAACCCGCCAUCCUCCAAGACAUCACCCUCUCCGACCUCCUCAUCACCGCAAAAGGCACCCGCUACAGCGUCCCCAUCAACCCACCCAUGACCUCCCUCUCCGAGACCCGCGCCCGCGUCGUCGCCAUGCACAACGACUGUCUCCAGCGCCUGGGCCUCUCCGACAUCCUCAUCCGCGAGUACCGGCCCCCUCACGGGUUCCAGAUCGUCUCCCUAGGCUUAGUGGUCGCGACGCUGGUGGUGUUUAGUCGGCGGAGCAAUUUCCUGCCGGGGAGUGUGUUCUACGAGAUGGCGGGGCUGGACCGGUAUCCGGCGUUUACGCGGUUCUGCUACGAUGUUGCGCCGGUGGUGGUGGGGUUGAUGCUGGGCGCGCAUUUGCUGGAGGCGACGCUGUUGGCGGUUACGAGGUUGAGGCCGCAUGGGGUGCGGGUUGCGUCUGGGUUGUGGGUUGCGUGGAUGGUGUCGAAUGUUGUGGAGGGGUUUCCGGUGUGGCGGAGGAUUGAUCAGAUGGUGAGGGAGGAGAGGGUGAAGAGGGAGCAUCGCAAGUGA